GUGCGCGCACGCUUUGCCAGUCAAAGCAGGCGGCCGACACGCCCCUUACGUCCUCCCGCAUCCAGUCGCUAAACGCUGGGAGUGCCCAAAUAUAACGCCGCAUCCUCAUCUACCACUUUCUAACCGAGACCGGACUACCGGAGCGACUCCUCCCGACGACAGAGCCCUUCACCGGCCGUCCAGCUUCGUCUUCGCCCGCUAUCGGCUCCUGUACCCAGGCGCACUUUCCGUUCUGGUAGCCCUAAUCAAUAUCGACGAUGGACGACUUGGACGUUCCCCAAAUGCGGAGGGAAGUGGAAUCGCUUCAGUACCAGCUGGCUAUCAACAGGGAGAAGUCCUCCAUCACAGUUACUGAGCUUGUGAAGUGGAUCGAGAGCUGCGUAUGCGAGGAUCCUUUCCUGAACCCUGAGCUGAUGCGAGCCAAUCCCUGGGUGGAGAAGGGCAAGUGUGUGAUCCUCUGAUGAUCACACUCCCAUUCCAACAUACUGUAACUCCACAGUUAUUGCACGGAUGCACCAACAACAAUGUGCACUCAGUUACGCUGCACUAGAACCACACAGGCACACACACAUGCGCGCUACUGCUAUGACUAUUUAUUUAUUUGAACACUUUGAACGCUCUUAUUUUAAGACUGCAGUGUGUGUGUAUGUAUGUGAACAGCACCGAGUAGCUUUUUAGAUGUUUGUUUACACUGUCAAUCAAAAAUAAAGACUGUUUAGAA
Molecule: messenger RNA, 721 nt
Organism: Corythoichthys intestinalis (scribbled pipefish)
Lineage: Eukaryota; Metazoa; Chordata; Actinopteri; Syngnathiformes; Syngnathidae
Product: guanine nucleotide-binding protein G(I)/G(S)/G(O) subunit gamma-13-like
Exons: 3
Coding region: 258-461 (67 amino acids)
Biological process (GO): phospholipase C-activating G protein-coupled receptor signaling pathway; sensory perception of taste
Cellular component (GO): heterotrimeric G-protein complex
Molecular function (GO): G-protein beta-subunit binding
Source: RefSeq, a predicted model, not a curated record